Lepus europaeus (European hare) is the source of this 5189-nucleotide messenger RNA. RefSeq names its product vanin 1 (gene VNN1). The record is from RefSeq and is a predicted model, not a curated record. The transcript has 7 exons. NCBI's taxonomy places the organism in Eukaryota, Metazoa, Chordata, Mammalia, Lagomorpha, Leporidae. Bases 107 to 1648 code for a protein of 513 amino acids. Gene Ontology annotation, molecular function: hydrolase activity, acting on carbon-nitrogen (but not peptide) bonds, in linear amides.
AACUUAUUUGUAAGGUACUAAGUUCUGGGAACCACGUGAUUUGUUGUGUUCUCUCUCUAUAAAUAUCAGGACUGGCUCUGCUUGUCAGCAGUUGCUGGACUUCAGCAUGAUUGCCUCUCAGUUGCCGACUUACGUGGCAGUUUUGGUUCUCUGUAUCUUAAGGGCCAGCUCCCUGGAUACUUUCAUUGCAGCUGUUUAUGAGCAUGCGGUGAUAUUGCCUAAUACCACAGGAACACCCGUGUCUCCUGAAGAGGCACUGGCAUUAAUGAAUCGGAAUCUGGAUCUUCUGGAAGCAGCAAUCACGUCAGCAGCCAAGCAGGGUGCACAUAUUAUUGUGACCCCAGAAGAUGGUAUUUAUGGCUGGAAUUUCAACAGGGCAUCUCUCUACCCAUACUUGGAGGAUAUCCCAGACCCUCAGGUAAACUGGAUUCCUUGUAAUAAUCCUAACAGAUUUGGCCAAACUCCAGUACAAGAAAGACUCAGCUGCCUGGCCAAGGACAACUCUAUCUAUGUCGUGGCAAAUAUUGGAGACAAGAAGCUCUGCAAUGCCAGUGAUCCUCAGUGUCCUCCUGAUGGCUGGUACCAAUAUAACACAGAUGUGGUGUUUGAUUCUCAGGGAAAACUAGUAGCGCGCUACCACAAGCAAAACCUUUUUAUGGGUGAAGAACAGUUCAAUGUCCCAAAGGAGCCUGAGGUUGUGACCUUUGACACCACUUUUGGAAAGUUUGGCAUUUUCACAUGCUUUGAUAUACUCUUCCAUGAUCCUGCUGUUACCCUGGUGAAAGAUCUUCAUGUGGACACCAUACUCUUCCCAACAGCGUGGAUGAAUGUUUUACCACAUUUAUCAGCUAUUGAAUUCCAUUCAGCUUGGGCUAUGGGCAUGGGAGUCAAUUUUCUUGCAGCCAAUACACAUUGUCCUUCAAAGAAAAUGACAGGAAGUGGCAUAUAUGCACCUGAUUCUCCCAGAGCAUUUCAUUAUGACAUGAAGACAGAGGAGGGAAAACUCCUCCUUGCACAACUGGAUUCCCACCCACACCACGCAGUAGUGAAUUGGGCUUCUCAUGCCAGCAGCAUAGAACCACUUUCAAAGGGAAACCAGGAAUUUAAGGGCACUGUCUUUUUUGAUGAAUUCACUUUCGUGGGGCUCACAGAAGCCACAGGAAAUUACACAGUUUGUCAGAAAGAUCUCUGCUGUCACCUAAGCUACAAGAUGUCUGAGAAGAGAUCAGAUGAAGUUUAUGCCCUAGGGGCAUUUGAUGGACUGCACACUGUUGAAGGGCGCUAUUAUCUACAGAUCUGUACUCUUCUGAAGUGUAGAACGACUGACUUAAACACUUGUGGGCACUCAGUUGAAACAGCUUCUACUAGGUUUGAGAUGUUCUCCCUCAGUGGUACUUUUGGAACCCAGUAUGUCUUCCCUGAGGUAUUGCUGAGUGACACUAAGCUUGCCCCUGAAGAAUUUCAGGUGUCUAGUGAUGGACGCCUGAUGAGCCUGAAGCCAACAUCUGCACCUGUCUUAACAGUAACUCUGUUUGGAAGGUUGUAUGAGAAGGAUCAGGCAUCAGAUGCUUCCUCAGACCUCACAGCACAAGCCCUGGGAAUCAUUUUAACAGUUGUAAUAAAUAUUGUGUGCUUUUUAUUUUGGUAGGAUAAUUAUAUAUUUCCUCUCUUUUAUUUGGGAUAAUUUAAAAAUAUGGUGGAUGAGAAAAGGAUUGUCUUGGAUUUUGCAAAUAGUGGCCUGUGGUAUUUUUUUUUUUUUUUUGACAGGCAGAGUUAGGCAGUGAGAGAGAGAGACAGAGAGAAAGGUCUUCCUUUUCCGUUGGUUCACCCCCAAAUGGCCGCUACGGCUGGCACGCUGUGCCGAUCCGAAGCCAGGAGCCAGGUGCUUCUCCUGGUCUCCCAUGCGGGUGCAGGGCCCAAGGACUUGGGCCAUCCUCCACUGCCUUCCUGGGCCACAGCAGAGAGCUGGACCGGAAGAGGAGCAACCGGGGCAGAACCGGCGCCCCAACCAGGACUAGAACCCGAGUGCCAGUGCUGCAGGCAGAGGAUUAGCCAAGUGAGCCACAGCGCCGGCCCUGUGGUAUUUUUAAAUUACAAAUAUACACUUGUCUUUGUUUAGAAGAACACAUAUCAAUAUAUGUAUUAAUUUAAAAAACUAUUUGAGCUUUGUUCUUUCCUGAAAUUGGGCUGUUUAUAUCAAAUUGGACUCACAAAUGCUUUCUGCAGAAGAAAUAAAAAUUACAUCAAAUCUCUUCUAAAAUACACUUAAGUCUGAAAUCUUUUUUUCUAAAGAUUUAUUUAUUUAUUUGAAAGAGUUACACAGAGAAAGAAGGAGAGGCCAAGAGCGAGAGAGGUCUUCCAUGUGCUGGUUCACUCCCCAAAUUACCACAAUGACUGGAGCUGUGCCGAUCUGAAGCCAGGAGCCAGGAGCUUCUUCUGGAUCUGAGCUUCUUCUGGGUCUCCCACCCAGGGGGCAGGGGCCCAAGGGCUUGGGCCAUCUUCUACUGCUUUCCUAGGCCAUAGCAGAGAGCUAGAUAAGAAGUGGAGCAGCCAAGACUCGAACCGGCACCCAUAUGGGAUGCUGGCACUUUAGGUGGCGUCUUUACUUGCUACACAGUGUCAGCCUCCCAAGUCUGUAAUCUUUACCACUUUUAUUAAAACACAUAUCUCUUAUUCCAUUAUGCUUAAAUUUUCUAAAGAGUUUUAUUUGUUUGCUGUGCUUAGUUACUUACCUAAAUAAUACAUUUCAAUUCUUCUGUGAGCUGAAUAGUGUCCCCCAAAAUUUACAUUUUAAAGUCACCACCUCCAGAGGUAAUUAAAUUGAAAUGAGGUGUACUCUAAUCCAGUUGUUAUUAUAAGAAGAGAUUAGGAUAUAGGAAAUAGACUCGCUCAGAGAGGAGAGCAUAUGCAGUCACAGAGGAAGAAAACCAUCCUCAAGUCCUAUAGAGGGGUCCUCAGAAGAAACCAACCAUGCUGACAACUUGACCUUGGACUUCUAGCCUCGAGGAUCAUUAGAUAAUAAAAUUUCCGUGUUUAAGACACUCAGACUGGAGGAUACUCAUACAAAUUCCAAUUCUCUCUUCCCUGUUCCCAGCACCAUUUUCCAGCAUAACCGGAAGCUUGAAUCAAAAUGGGUCAUUUACUAAGAAUAUCCAACUGGUCUGGGUUCCCAAGACUCUAACAAACAUCCUUACAGAAGGAUUGCCGAUAGCUUGAUAAUGAAACCACCAUACUACAAUAUCCUCUAUAAUUAGGAUAUCACAAAGAUAUAUUUAUAAAGUUAUAUGUUUAUCUGACAUUAAAUAUUAUUUUCAGAAAUAGUGAAAUUAGUUGACAUUUGAUGAUUUAGUGAAACAGAGAACGUAGCUUUUUUUUGAGAAGAGACAAAGAGCUUUCAUUGUUAGUUCACUCUUCAAAUGCCCAACAGUGGCCACUGGGCUGAAGCUGGGAGCCAGAAACUCAAUCAGGUCUACUAUGUUGGUGGCAGGAACCCAAUUACACAAGACAUCUUCACUGGGGCCAGCGCUGUGGUGCAGCAGUUUAAAGUUCUGGCCUGAAGUGUUGGUAUCCCAUACGGGUGCCAGUUCUAGUCCCAGCUGCUCCUCUUCCAAUCCAGCUCUCUGCUAUGGCCUAGGAAAGCAGCAGAAGAUGGCCCAAGCCCUUGGGCCCCUGCACCCAUGUGGGUGACCCAGAAGAAGCUCCUCACUGCUGGCUUCAGAUCGGUGCAGCUCCGGCUGCUGCAGCCAUUUGGGGAGUGAACCAGUGGAUGGAUGACCUCUCCCUCUCUCUGUGUCUCUACCUGUCUCUGUAACUCUGUCUUUCAAAUAAAUAAAAAUAAAUCUUGAAGAAAAAAAUCACUAUUGUCUCUCAGCCUAUGCAUUAGCAAUAGGAAUCUGUAGUCAGGAACCAGAGUUAAGAAUCGAACCCAGGCACUUUAUGGAUAUAGACAUUGUAAAUCCUAGGCCAAAUCAAAAUAAUUCUCAAUUGAUGAAUUAUCAGUCAUCAUUAACAUUAGCCUCAUACUGUACCAAACAUGGCCUUCUACAAAGGACAGAAGGUUACCAGAAACAGUGACCCACAUCAGCAAUACAUCAUCUUGAAAGAAACAUUUUUUGUGACAGCCACUUUUCCUGGAAAAUAUUUAAAUACCAUCUUAUGCUUUUGUGAAAUCAAGCAAUUUUUUUUAAAAAGAUCUAACUGAAAAUAAGAACUCUCAUCAUGUAUUUAGGGACAGGAAUCCCAGAGGCAGGCCUCAAUAUUGUGAUAUAAUUUUAAUUUAAAGUAGAAAUAUUGAAGAUGGAAAAAAGGCUGUAUGCUUCUCUUCUGUUCAGCACUGACAAUGGUAUUAAUUAUCCAUGUGGUAUGACAAAUAAUACCAAAACUAAUGUCUUAACACAACAAAAAUUUAUUAGAGUUUCUGAGAGUCAGGAUCUCAGGGUGGCUCAGUUGGAUCACUAUGGUUCAGGGUCACUCUUCAGGCUGUAGUUAAGCAGUCACCAGGGUUGCAGUUACCUCAAGGCUCUGAUGCAGCUGGGGAUCUGCUUCUGAGCACAUGCACAUAGCUGUUGAUAGGACACUUUUCCUUGCUGGAAGUUGGCUGAUGGCUUCUCUCCUCACCAUGUGGGGCUUUCUAAAGGAUGCUAUAAAGUUUUCACAAAGUGGUAUCUGGCUUCUUCCAGAGUAAUGGCAUUGAGAAAGAGAGAGAGAAAUAACCUAGAACAGAAGCUGCCAUCUUUUAGAUCCUAAUCCUAAGGAGUGACGUCACUUCCACCACUUGCUGUUGGUCACACAGGCUCAACGUGGUGCAAAAUCAGAGAGAAUCACACAAAGUUGAGAAAUCAGGGAUGGGAAUUACUGGGACCAUCUUGGGCGCUGGCUCUAAUGGUGAACAGAAGAAUUUGUAUUUACUCAUGUAUUUAUUUGCUUUAUAAUGUGAAUUGUUUUUCCUUUUCACUACAUGUAAUACGAGUAUUUCAAACAUUUGUGGAAAAAUGGGAUGAAAAGAUAAGUUUACAUUGGUGCAAGAAUUUCAUAAUCUAUGCAUAGCUUUUGCAUAAUACUUUCAUAAAUUUUUUGAAGACCCAUUCAUGUAUCUCAAAAAUACAAUUCCAAUAUUUGUGUCUGAAAAGUACUAUAUCAAAAACUUUUUUGUAUUGACUUUUGUAAUUAAAUUAAAUAUUUUAACAUUC